Messenger RNA from Plenodomus lingam JN3, 1857 nucleotides. Lineage: Eukaryota; Fungi; Ascomycota; Dothideomycetes; Pleosporales; Leptosphaeriaceae. The record is from RefSeq and is a predicted model, not a curated record.
AUGGCUCCGUCCACAGGCGCGCGCAAGACUCUCUCAACAUAUCUACCCUCCAUCACAUCUGACUGCAAUUGUUUCUCCUCAACGCAUGAGCGGGAAAAAGAAGGUAGUGAUGCUAUCGACGUCGGCCGCCUAGGCCAUGGACCCUUCUCAGCUCCUGUAACAUGGCAGACUGAGGAGCCAUACACACUUGCCAGGAUGCAUAGCCCACAGAGAUUCCUUGCGCGCGUCCCAGACCUCGACCCAACGAAUAUCAAAGAUGAUGAACAUAAUGUCUUGGAAGGUCUUCCCAUCAGUCAAUAUCGUGAGGCAGAAAUCACUAUUGGACCGAACUCUAGCGACAAUAAGCCCCUUGAUAAGGAUGCUUGGCCUGAACUGCCCAUGCCAAGAGACUCACAUUUGUUACCUUUCCAUUCUCAACAACUGCUCCGCGCUGCGCGCUCGGGAAGGACCGUCAAGCCGCCAGCUCCAAUAGAGGAUGAUAAUGAGAUGAAGGACGAAGAGGAAGAAAGCAAAGAAAUGCCAAUUGGAUUCACAGUCAAGAAGUAUGUCAAGGUUCCAAGGCAUCUUGAAACGCCAGAGCCCGAGUUCCUCGCGAAGAGGAGAAAAGGCUUGCCAUCACAGUAUGUAAAUGGCCAGAUUGCACCGGCUUUACGAGAGACCAAGGUCAAGAAGCUUGACGCAGAAGGAAACGUUGCUGUGUACAAGGUUCUUGUACCGGAAGGGCAGGCUGUUGAGGGGGAGGUUCAACCCACAGAUGCAGCUAUGGAAGCCGUUCCAGCAACGGCAGCGCCAGGCACGAUAGUAGAGGGAGUUGGUGUUGUAAACGCAGAGGGUGUGGUAGUCGCCAACGACAUCCUACAUCAGACGCCGCCAAGAAGACGGCCGCCGCCUCCAAAGAAAAAGAAGACGCGUGGAGGACCUGGCAGGGGCAGGAGAAAAGUGGCUUUCGCCGAAAGAUCAGGCGAAAAAGGCACUCCUUCGAACACAGGUGCUGACUUGCUUUCUACUUCUGCUCUAGCCCGUGAGGAUGGAUCGGUUGUGCCUUCUGAUGGCGGUGACACCCCAAUGGCCGAUGCUGGUGGUGAGGAUGACGAGGGUUCCGGCGAGGAAGGGUCAGAAGACGAGGAUCACGAUAUGGAGCGGAAUUCGACCCCUGUAACACCUCUACGGCUUCCAUCAGCACCUCCUACAAGCACACCGGGCCCCAAAGAUGUCGCCAUGCCAGAUGCAGCCCCCGCUGAGCCGUUGCCCAGUGCAGCAGACCCGGUACCUGCUGUUGUGGAGACCUCGGAGCCAACAGCAACAAGCGAGGCACCUGUGUUACCAGAAGCUGUGCCUGAAGUCAAGGAGGAGCCCAGCGUCAAGCGUGAUGCUUCGAGUUCACCAGAUUUGCCCCUUUCCCACAGCAGGCACAACUCGCUUCCGCAGGUCCCCACCCCUCUGCCAACCACCGAUGCCGCGGCGCCUGAGCCUACCGUCAGCGAGCCUACCGUCAGCGAACCUACCGUCAGCGAACCUACUGUCAGUGAACCCACCGUGAGCGAGCCUACCGUCAAUGAGCCUACCGUCAGUGAGCCUACCUUCAGUGAGCCUACCGUCAGUGAGCCUACCGUCAGUGAGCCUACCGUCAGUGAGCCUACCGUGAGCGAGCCUGCUGUUUCUACUGUGCAGUCCGAUUCUAUACCAGCGCCUAUGCUUGCACCAGAACCUGUGGUCGUGGGUAAUCCGGUUGCUGUGUCUGAGCCUGAAGCCACAGAAACUCCGCCUGCUAUCACCUCAGCACCACCUUCAGAGCCGGAUCUGUUGGGGAGUCUGGAGAGGCAGCUGGAGAAGGAUAGCAAGGAAAUGGCAGGAUAA